Molecule: messenger RNA, 777 nt
Organism: Ceratosolen solmsi marchali
Lineage: Eukaryota; Metazoa; Arthropoda; Insecta; Hymenoptera; Agaonidae
Exons: 2
Coding region: 101-622 (173 amino acids)
Source: RefSeq, a predicted model, not a curated record
CAACAGUAACAGUAACAGUCAAGAGAGGGUGGAGGGCUUCCGACUGCGGGAGGUCGAGGGGGCCAAGCUCGCUCAGCGUCGCAAACUUCAUAAGCGCUCGAUGUCGAGUUCCGUCUCCUCAUCGGCCUCGACAACUUCCUCGAGCCUCUCGGUGCAGCUUCUACGACCCCCGAGCAGCACGACGACGAUCAACACCAACACGUCACGCGGCACCUCGAACUCGCCCGCCCAGCCCUCGGCCUUUGACUUUGGCGAGGACAAGGUCAACGCCUAUCUCUCGUCCCUCUCCUCCUCCUCGGACUCGAACUCAUCGCCGAGGGUCGUCCUCGCGCUCGCCUCCAGACCCACCGACGCAGGAGCGGACGUGCGAAGACCGAGGGACCGCAAGAAGGAGAUCAUAGACGUAUGUGGGAGCGGCGGCAGCGGAGGCGGCGCAGCAGGACCGGUGACGAGGGCGCGGAAACGCAAGCUCGAGCAAACGACGACGAGCACUUGGAGCGACUCGGACAGCUCGGCGGAGAACGCGGAGACGGUGCGCUACCCCAAGCGAGAGGCCAACUUACACAGAAAACAGAAGGCCGGAAAGCGGCCCAAGCGUCUCGCCACCAUCAUCGUCGAGUAAUAAAUACCUUUUCCCCCGCUGUUCAUCUGCUUUUAAGCACCACAGCUCCUCGUCUGUCGUUCUCCAUAUCCCUUACUACUUACAUACUCACCAUCCUCAUCCUUCUUCAACUCGAGCUCCAACAUCUUCCCCAUCCUCAUCCUCGUCCUCGUCCA